AUGACGCAGGGUCCCGGUGGCCGCGCGCCCGGGGUCCCCGCGCUGGCCGCCGUCCUGGGCGCCUGCGAGCCGCGCUGCACCGCGCCGUGUCCGCUGCCCGCGCUCGGCCGCUGCCGGGGCUCCGGGACGCGGGGAGCACGGGGCAACCCCGAUUCCGCCGACGAGUGGGCGCGCAAGGGCGGCUUCAUCCACAAGCCGGCGCACGGCUGGCUGCACCCCGAUGCCAGGGUCCUGGGGCCAGGGGUCUCCUACAUCGUUCGGUACAUGGGAUGUAUUGAGGUUCUACGCUCCAUGCGCUCACUGGAUUUCAACACCAGAACACAGGUGACCAGGGAAGCCAUCAAUAGGCUCCAUGAGGCAGUGCCAGGGGUCCGAGGCUCCUGGAAGAGGAAGGCCCCCAACAAAGCUCUGGCCACCAUCCUGGGGAAGAGCAACCUGCGGUUUGCAGGUAUGAGCAUUUCUGUCAACAUCUCUGUGGAUGGCCUCAACCUGUCAGUGCCUGCUACGCGCCAGAUCAUCGCCAACCAUCAUAUGCAGUCCAUCUCCUUUGCUUCUGGAGGUGAUACGGACAUGACUGAUUACGUGGCAUAUGUGGCCAAGGACCCCAUCAAUCAGAGAGCUUGUCACAUCUUGGAAUGCUGUGAGGGUCUCGCCCAGAGCGUCAUCAGCACCGUGGGCCAAGCCUUUGAGCUGCGCUUCAAACAAUACCUGCACAGUCCCCCCAAGGCCGUCGUACCCCCAGAAAGGUUGACUGGACUGGAGGAGUCAGCCUGGGGGGAUGAAGAUGAAGCUGCUGACCACAACUACUACAACAGCAUCCCAGGGAAGGAGCCACCCCUGGGAGGCCUGGUGGACUCCAGACUGGCUGUCACACAGCCCUGUGCACUGGCGGCACUUGGGGGAUUUGGACAGGGAAUGUCACCUGCACGGAGAGAUGCCCGUGGCCUGCCCUGGGACGUGGGCCCCUCUGGUGCAGCCCCGCCAGGGGAUGGCUACAUGCAGGCGGAUGCCCGGGGCCCACAGGACUAUGAGGAACAUCUGUACGUCAACACCCAGGGCCUGGACCCCGCGGAACGUGAGGAUGUGGCUGAGGAACCCCCACUCCUGGAUGACAGCCCCAAGAAGGAUCUGUUCGACAUGCGCCCCUUUGAAGAUGCCCUGAAGCUGCAUGAGUGCUCGGUGGCAGGGGCCAUCACGGCGGCCGCACCCCCUCUGGAGGACCAGUGGCCCAGCCCCCCCACCCGCCGGGCCCCCAUCGCCCCCACGGAGGAGCAGCUGAGGCAGGAGCCCUGGUACCACGGACGCAUGAGCCGCCGGGCGGCUGAGAAGCUGCUUCGAGCUGAUGGGGACUUCCUCGUGCGAGACAGCAUCACCAACCCCGGGCAGUACGUGCUCACCGGCAUGCAGGCGGGCCAGCCCAAGCACCUGCUGCUGGUGGACCCCGAGGGCGUGGUGCGCACGAAGGACGUGUUGUUUGAGAGCAUCAGUCACCUCGUGGAUUACCACCUGAGGAAUGGGCAGCCCAUCGUGGCCGCUGAGAGUGAGCUACACCUGCGGGGUGUGGUCUCCCGGGAGCCCUGAGCCAGGUGAGGGUCAGCAGCCCAGCUCCUGUCCCCAGAUGCCCUAAUGGCCAGCAUCUCUCCUUCCGCAUGAGCCUCAGGAAACCGCCCUCUUCCAUCUGUGCCCGGCUGGCUGGGACAGUGAGACAGAGUCAGGGUCCCACCCAAGUCCCCACCGCGAGGCUAUAUAAACCAAAGACAGACUCAGUGGCCUUUAAUGAAAAGACACUCAAAUGCAGGCCCUGUGCCUUGGAUCCCCAGUGUGGGGCAAUGACAUCAGGUUGUGUCCCUGAAACAGAGGGGACGCCCUGAGUGCGUGGAGCCGAUUCCUGCCCUAGCUGGGGUCUGUUCUUCCACCUGAUGGGCCAGGUGCACUGUUGCCUUGGUAGGGGGGAAAUUAAGGUGCUUUUGGGUCUCAGAGCCUUGAGGGGAGGAACAGCUUUGGGGCUCACCUGGGAUGGUGGGGUAUCUAGGUGAGAGGCAGAGAGAGGGAUCACACAGGGUGUACAUCUACCUGGUGCCUCCCAGCUGUCACUGACCUGGACUUUUGACAGUAUUUAAACAGUGUUGAGUGCAAGCCAGCUGUGCCUGUGGAGACCUGGCAGGCUCCCAGGUGGACAGCCCAGAAUGGCUGUCAGCGAGUCCCCAUCGGGCAGAGAAGGAGACAGCGGCCAGAUUGUGGGGUCUGCCCUCCUCACAGCCACCCCUACUCUCAACAGACUUCUGUUUUUAUUACAAGAUAAAUUACGAUUCUC
Messenger RNA from Nannospalax galili (Upper Galilee mountains blind mole rat), 2314 nucleotides. RefSeq names its product SHC adaptor protein 2 (gene Shc2). The record is from RefSeq and is a predicted model, not a curated record. Gene Ontology annotation, molecular function: receptor tyrosine kinase binding. Bases 1 to 1581 code for a protein of 526 amino acids. The transcript is spliced from 14 exons. Gene Ontology annotation, biological process: cell surface receptor protein tyrosine kinase signaling pathway; intracellular signal transduction. NCBI's taxonomy places the organism in Eukaryota, Metazoa, Chordata, Mammalia, Rodentia, Spalacidae. Gene Ontology annotation, cellular component: plasma membrane.